AUGUAAUAAUCAGAUAAAUAUUAGAUUGUGAGAGUAAUUGUGAUAAUUUUAUGCCUUUUGUCAAUGAUAGGAUGUUCUCUAAUUUUGUGGACAUUAUUCAAAACACCAAGAUUAAGUAAAAACCCGGGGAGUAUUAUUUAAAGAAUGGCCAUAGCUUAAAUUGUAUUGAAAAGAAUGUUAUUAGAUUAUUACAUUUUUGAUGUUAUUUGCUCAAUUUUACAUUGGUCAUGAUAGUAGUAAUGAUGUUGGUGCAGCUUUUAUAAUUUCAUCCAAUUUUUGCUCAUUUAUAGGGUUUAUUGAGAUAUUUUUCUCCUCUGAAUAUAUACUCUAUAAUGUUUAUUUUCCGAUAAAUCUAUACUUUUCACUCAAAACUCAGAACUACAACUUUACUAAACACUUUAAGUUAAUGGAGAUAAUUUUUUUGAUGUUUUCAUCUGUUUUCACUUUAACAAUGGUCCUCGUAAAAGAUGUUAGAAUAAAGUAUGUUUAUAUAUGUAAAUAGUUUUGUUGGAGUGUGUGGUUUAUUAUUACAAGAUAUGUCUAAAGCUUUUGGUAGCAUUUUGGCAAUAAUCACAAUAGGUGUUUUAAUAUUGCUAAUACUUAUAGCCUUGGAGAAAUCAUUAUUCAAGACUACUAUAUACAAUAAGGAUUCAGAGAAAUUUCAUAGAAAAUAUCACAAAGAAUUUAAAAUUGUUAAUAUAUUGUAUACUACAGUAUUUCUAGUUUCUUACAUGAUUCCAACAUGUCUUAUGUUUUGGAAUCAAUUAAACUCUUCUCAAAGCGAUCAUUAAUAUUUAUUUCCAAUUAUCUAUCCCCUAGGGGGUAUUUUACUUUUCUUGAUCAGAAUAAAUGACCCUAUUGUUAAAAAGUAUUUAUAUAAUGUGUUAAUUGGAAAGAAGAAAAAUUAAAAUAAUAAAUUAAAGGACAAACUGUUACAAAAUUAGGAUGUAUCAAAUUAAAUUAUAUAAUAGUUCAAUGUAAUUGAUUAGAUUAGUAUUGAUUCAGGACUUGAGAUUAGCGUUUGCAAUAAUAAGAAACUUAGAUACACAGUUAAACAAGUGCUCAGUGAAAAAUAGAUAUAGUCAGAAUUCACACUCACUUCAGCAUUUGGUAGCGGAUUUCAAACCAAAUUGAUUAAGAGUAAUUAAGAUUUAUUCAUCAUCUUACUGUCUAUCAAAAAUGCAAUCAAUUAAUGUAUUGGAUAAACGUCAUAUUCCCUAAAAAGUUUAAAACCAUUUCAUUUUAAUCAUAUAACUAAAUAUUAAUUGUUUUUGUAAGAUGACUCUAAAGAGAUGGAUUAGAAGUACAAAAAUUUUAAUGUAUUUUAAUUAAUUAUUUAGAAUCUAUGUCUGAAGGACUAUGUUAAUGAAAUAUGUUAUAAACGAGUAAUCAAUUGUUACAGUUAUGCAAGCAACACACUGAUUCAUCUCUUUAGUUAAAUUUUAAAUAUUGAUUUGGAUUAACUAAGAACCAGUUUAAGGAUUGAAUAAAACACUAAAAAAAUAGUCAACACUAAACUACCUUCCUCCUAUGGACCUACAUUUUUGACUUAUGAUAAUUAUUUUUCGAUAGAAAUAAUUUCAAAAUAGCAUAAACUACUCUUAACCAAGGGAGGAGGGUUGAUGAAUAUUUGUAAACGUUAUCAAACUGAAUAUAGUAGGUCAAAAAAUGGUAAUACAUUAUUGCCUGCUAUUUUGGGAUUAUAUACAAUCUAAAUUGAAGAAGAUAAAUUCAUUAAUGUUGUAUUAAAGUUAAACUAAUUAAAAAUAAACUAUCCUUUACAAAUAAAUUAAAUUAGCAUCCCAGAAGAACAAGAUCACUUAAUUUAAUAAGAUGUUUUUGGUUGGAUAUAAUUAAGUUUAGAGAAAGGAUAGUUUAAAUUGUUUAUAGCCGAAAAGCUAUUUGACGAUAGAUUUUAAAUUAAAAUAGAGGAAAAUGAUUUUAAGUUAUCGAAAAGUGCAGCCUAAGAUUUAUUGACUACCUUAAGCAAGGAUAUCGAAGAGUUUUGCUUUUUCAGAAAUCUAACUCUGUCUUUGGUUUACUUCAAAUUACCAACGAAUAGAUUAGAUUCGAUGUGCAAACACGAGAACUCACUAUCUUAUCAUUACUAAUUAAUCAAGAAUAGCCAAUAAAUGACCCCAUUACAAAUGAAUGAGUACUUUAAAGGUUUAGGCUAAUUUGAAUUGGAUAGUAAAAUAGGGUUUGUUAGAAUUUACAUAGAUAACUUUUGGCAAGAAUGGGAGUACAUAUAAGAGAAUGAAAGAUGUCUUUAUUUUGAUAAACUAACGGAAUAGUUAUCAGAAAUAAUUUGA
Messenger RNA from Paramecium octaurelia, 2312 nucleotides. The record is from the annotation of a GenBank genome assembly. NCBI's taxonomy places the organism in Eukaryota, Ciliophora, Oligohymenophorea, Peniculida, Parameciidae.